UUCGUUCAGUAUAGUGUGAGCAUUCUUAGCUGUCAGUUGUUUCUCUCAGUUGUUGUCUCUGGAAGCAUAUUACAUACAUAUAUAUAUAUAUUUAUAACUGUUCUCAUAUAUUGCAUAUUAGUGCAAGUGCAAUUUUGUGUUUUAUUCUUUAUCUCCAAUCUCUUGUGUGUUCUUUCUGUUAUACAGAUUUACACUAUACAACUAAAAAUUAUAUACAAACAAAAAAAAUAAACGGAUCCUAAAAAUUAUAUACAUAUACGAUUUUUUGUAUAUAAAAAAUAUAGCUUGACAUAAAAAAUCGGUCCUUUUUUUUUUUAAAAAAAGUGUCCCUGUGCUGAAUAACACAUUUUAUUUCUAACGGGAAUAUAUUGUGCAUAUGAAAUAAAAGCAAAGAGAGAAAAAAAAAACCGUUCCUAGUGCAAUUGUUUUUUUUGUUGUUUGUUCAAAACAUAGAAAAAAAAAAUCUAAGUAAUCUCCUGUGGUGAGAAUUUUGUAUAUUCAAAAAAUUCCCAUAUAACUGUUAAAUUUCCCAUCAAACACACACUUUUUUUUGACUCAAACUCAAAAACUUAACGAACUUGACAAAAAAAAAAAAAUAAAAAUGGCAGCUGAAGUAGCAACAAAUCAACAACAAAAUAUCGCCGCCGACGACAAAGCCGCUGCACCGCCAGCCGCUGCUGAAAAUAAAACAGAAGAAGCGGCAGCCGCAAAUAAUGUUGGCGAAGCUGCCGCUGCUAGCGACAAAGCAGCCACUGGCGAUGCUAGCGCCGCCAAUGCUGACGAAAAAACAGCAGCAGCGGGCGAGGGUGGUGACGGGGCGGCCGGUGAUGGUACCGCUACGACCCCAGCAGCCGAUGGCGAGGCCAAAAAAGAGGGCGAAAAUCACGAGAAUUCGGCCAACAAUACCACCGUGACGAAGACCGAAGCGCCACCAAAGUACAACGUCCAUAAGGCGAACUUUGAAAAGGAUGUAAUUUAUUUGUAUCAAUUUUCGCGUACUCCCUUGUUGCCAUCGCUAUCGCCGUAUUGUCUGAAAGUUGAGACAUGGUUGCGUUUGGCUGGAUUAAAAUAUGAGAAUGUCGAUCACAAAAUGCGCUUCCGUUCCAAAAAAGGACAAUUGCCAUUUAUUGAGUUGAAUGGCGAAGAAAUUGCCGACUCAGCCAUUAUUAUUAAAGAAUUAUCAGCUAAAUAUGAAAAGGAUCUUGAUGCCGCCCUCACAUUGGAACAACGCAACGUCUCAUAUGCAAUGAUUCAAAUGUUGGAAAAUCAUUUAAUUUGGAUUAUCUUUUACUGGCGUGCCAAAUAUCCUGAUAAUGUGCUCAAGGGUUACAAAGUUAAUUUGCAACAUGCUUUGGGUCUCAGAUGGCCAAAUUCGAUUUUGAAUUUCUUCUUUAAGAUAACAUUUGGCCGCAAGUGGUUCCAGGGUUCCAAAAAAUUGAAGGCCCAUGGCAUCGGUGUCCACAGUGCUGAGGAAAUUGAGGAAUUUGGCAAGAACGAUCUGAAAGUGUUGAGCGAUAUGUUGGCGUAUAAACCAUUUUUCUUUGGUGAUGAAAUUACUACAUUGGAUGUUGUUGCAUUUGCCGUCCUUUCACAAUUGCAUUAUCUAUCGAAGGAAAUUGCCUAUCCAUUGAGAGAUUUUAUGACCGAAAAGUGCCCGAAUUUGGUUGGACAUGUGUCUAGGAUGAAGGAGCGAUGCUUCCCCGAUUGGGAUGAGAUUUGCACCAAAUUGGACUUGAAUGCACAUCUGCCAAAGCCAGAACCUGAAGCCAAGGAAGGCAAGGAAGGUGAACAAGAAAAGUCAACAGAACAAGAUAAUGAAACAGAGAAAAUCGAGAAGGAAUUAGAAAAGGACAAGUCUGACGAAAAAGAGAAGGCGGAAGAAAACAAGGAAAAGGAGGAGGCUAAAUAAACAAACUCUACAUCCAACCAUCCCCCCGCAUAUAUAAACAUUCAGAGAGAAACAUAACUCACCCUUCUUUUUUAUAUAAAUAUUUAUAGAAGGCGAAACGAAUUUGUGUGCAAAUAUUAAGAUUUAAACAAGAAGAAGAAUGUAGUUUAUUAUAAGUUUAGUGGUAUAAUUUUCUUUUAUACCACUAAAUUUAAAUAAUUAUUAAUUUUUUUUUAAUUAAUAGAAGAACGGACAUGACAAGAUUGUUUUUUUUUUUUUUAAUUUUCGUAAUUUUAAAACAAAUUUCUUUUAAGAUUGUUAAUUAUACAAAAAAAAAAAACGUAAUAUUAUUUGCCUUAUUUUGUGUCUUGUGUUCUCUAAAUAUAUCACAGCUUAAAUAUAAAUUAAAUAAAAGAAAAUCUAAAUCAAAUUCAAACAAAAUAACUUGCUAAGAAAAAUAUAACAACUAACAUCAAAAACAACAACAACGUUUCGUUUAAUAUCAUUAAAUGUAAAUUGAGACAAGUAAAUAUAUAUAAAUUUAAGUAUCUUUAUAUAUUAAUACUAUGUAAGGUCGUUUUACUUUUUUUCUUUAUAUAAAUACAAAAAAUACAACAAAAAUAAAAUAA
Molecule: messenger RNA, 2517 nt
Organism: Episyrphus balteatus (marmalade hoverfly)
Lineage: Eukaryota; Metazoa; Arthropoda; Insecta; Diptera; Syrphidae
Gene: fax
Product: failed axon connections
Exons: 6
Coding region: 602-1909 (435 amino acids)
Cellular component (GO): cytoplasm
Source: RefSeq, a predicted model, not a curated record